Messenger RNA from Colletes gigas, 1184 nucleotides. Its product is annotated as valacyclovir hydrolase-like. The record is from RefSeq and is a predicted model, not a curated record. NCBI's taxonomy places the organism in Eukaryota, Metazoa, Arthropoda, Insecta, Hymenoptera, Colletidae. The transcript has 4 exons. The coding region runs from base 79 to 1029 and encodes 316 amino acids.
UGAUAAUCUUGUGGUAGCAUUUCGAGACUAACGGCCUACGGGUAACAUCGUGUGUCGUUCUAGUAAGAAACCGUGGCAAUGACAUCGUUUCGAGGUUUUACGUUCAACAUAUCGAUUUGGCUAUGCACUGUUUUAUUUAUAACUGUUCCGAACCAAGUUAAGUCACACUCGUCGACGAGACAUAAUCACGGUAUGCACGGGACCCAUGGUACAUCACCUUGCACGACCACCGAAGCGACAAAUAGUAACAAUAAUCAAUCUGUUCCACAAGAACAGAAAGUUAACGUCAAUGGAGUAAAUAUAAAUUACUUGCGUGUUGGAAGCGGUGAACAUGUUGUUCUGCUACUGCCCGGAGCGAUGGGUACAAUCUGGAUGAACUAUAGACCGCAAAUAGAGGGUCUCAGUAAAGAGAAGUUCACCAUAAUUGCAUGGGAUCCUCCAGGCUAUGGAAAGUCAAGGCCACCCGACAGGACGUUUCCAUUGAAUUUCUUUCAUCGCGACGCAGCUUGGGCUCGCGAUUUAAUGAAAACUAUAGGCUACGAGAGAUUUUCGUUGGUAGGAUGGAGCGACGGCGGCAUUACUGCCAUGAUAAUGGCCGCCAAGUAUCCCGAAAAUAUUCGAAAGUUGAUAAUCGUUGCAGCGAACUCGUAUAUAUCACCGCGAGAAAUGGAAGAGUACGAAAGUGUUAGAAACAUCGACACUUGGCCGAACGAGCCACGACAACCAUUGGUAGAUUACUACGGUGAGGAGUAUUUCCGAAAAACCUGGGCAUCUUGGGUCGACGGUUUCAAGAAUAUUUACGAAAAACGAGAUGGUAACUUGUGCAAAGAAUUGUUGCCGGACAUCAGAUGCCCUACUUUGAUCGUACAAGGAAGUAACGAUGAAGGUGUUCCUCCCGAGCAUCCAGUGUAUUUGAGAGAUCACAUUGCUGGAGCAAAGAUGAGAAUAAUCGACAACGGAGUACACCCUGUGCAACUACAGUUUCCAGAGCUAUUCAACUCUAUCGUUACCAACUUUUUAACCGAAUAAUCCGUCGAUACCAAGGUUCAUUUUUAUACGUUCUGUACUGUUAAUUGUAUUUUUGUAAACGAAAGUCUCCUGUCACGAUUGGGCGUUAUACAUAUGUAUUAAAGCGAUGCUCGCAAUACAGACACGUACUGUAAUACUGCAAGCAUGUAAAACAA